Chaetomium fimeti is the source of this 944-nucleotide messenger RNA. RefSeq lists its product as uncharacterized. The coding region runs from base 180 to 866 and encodes 228 amino acids. The transcript has a single exon. Lineage: Eukaryota; Fungi; Ascomycota; Sordariomycetes; Sordariales; Chaetomiaceae. The record is from RefSeq and is a predicted model, not a curated record.
GAUGGAUGGCGGGAUGCCAGCCGUUUCCUCUCCUGGCACGAAGGAGUCCUCAAUGUCUCAAACAGCCUUGCUCGCGCCCGGGGCUCAGGCCAACCGUUUCGCUGAACGAGGCACCUUUUGCCCCGAUCGACCAUGUCAAGAACUGAGCCAACACGCAAGCCCCCGUGGUCCCUCUUCCAAUGAAUGGGAGGCAUCACAGGCCGGGCGAUUCCACCGUUUUCUUCUCCGGCCCCAAGGAGCUGGGAAGCACACGGCCUUCCGCUCGUGAUCCUGGACUCUGGUUCGUCACACCGGUAGCGUGGUUCGGCCUUGACCACAACCAUGGAACUUGUCCUGAUGCCACAGAACAGUUUCAUGGACCCCGGGGGAUCACAAUAAGCAAGAGCCCGAGAGCUGACACCAAGGAACCAACCCCCAAAACUCCUUUACGGAGACGAUGGGAAUUCGGUCAACGCAGGAUGGUAUUGUCCAGUUCGCCAGAUACCCGUCGUUACGAAUACAGAUCUGUCUCCACGACUGCUUCUCUGCUUCUCCGGUGUCUCCGGCGUCUCCGCGCAAGCUGGAAUCGACAAGAACGCCAUUGGCUACCCGAAAAGCAGCGCCACGGCGCCCACGCCCCCAGUCAUCCCGACGAUACGGUUCUUUCACCCCGGAUUUCACGCAGCGCGGCGUCGCGCCAUCAGCCGCCAUCGCCUUGUCCUUCCCAGCUCCUCACCACCAGGGCGGAGCCCUCUCGCGCCCGGACACUGUCACCUCGUACAGAUGUACAAAGUGAUAGUCAGUGCUUUGUUCGCCUCCCCAUCGUGCUUCGCCUCGAUGGAUGCCCCAUUGUCAGCCACCACACCUCCUACUGUGUUCGUCGAUGACAGUUACUUGGGCAAGUCACAAUCGCCGUAAUAUCCCACAAUCACACUGUGCAAUCGUGCAUUAUCUCUCCCCCCCAU